AGUACCUGCAGACACAACUGUAAACAGAAAGAUGAGCGGAAAACCGCCACCGAAGAAAAGGGAAGGAAACGAGCCUUUUGAACUCGAACAACAGUUUAUAUUGAGAUUACCACCAGGGCCAGCGAUUGCUCUACGGCGGGACGUACAGUCUGGGUCUAUGGCUCUAAAGGACAAGAUUGGUAUUGAGUUGCAGCAUGAUAUGAGGACUUGUCGUGUCCGAUAUGGAGGAGAUAUUUUUAAUGCCAAGCUUGUUGACUUGCCGUGCGUCAUUGAAUCCUUGAAGACUGUGGACAAGAAGACCUUCUACAAAACUGCAGAUAUCUGUCAGAUGAUGAUCUGUACGUAUGAUGAGGAAACGCCACAGGAAGAAGAAAGUCCGAAGAAGAAGGACAAGGACAAGAAAUAUGCCUGGAAUCACGGCAUUACGCCACCUCUCAAGAAUGUGAAGAAAAGAAGAUUCAGGAAAACCUUGAGGAAAAAGCACAUAGACCAGCCCGAGACGGAGAAGGAAGUGAAGCGCUUGUUCCGCUACGAUGCCGAGGCCAUCGACGUCCAGUGGGAGGUGAUCACAGAGGAGGACAAGUCCAACACCCAAGACAACAACAGCCAAGGUCAAGGCCAGGUCAUUGAGGCCAGUGGCAGUUUCCACAAGGAUGAAUCACAGAUGAAGAGAGGUGACACCAGUGUGUCCCUGGAUCCUGCGUCCUAUUUUGGUGAGGUGAGCAGUUCUGAGGACGAUGAAGACCGUGACAUCAACAUCAUGGACAGCGGUGAGGAGGAGACAUCACAUGGGCCGUCCACGCCGAGAGUGGGCUUCACCAGCAUUGACAGGAUGACCAGCGAGAGCAUGGACGUGGGGGACUCCGAUACAAAUGAGCUGAGCAGCAAGCUGACUGAGCUGACUCAACAGCUGGCCGAGAUUCAGCUGAAGAAGACAGAUCUAGAAGAACAGUUGGCAAAAACAGACUCACUCGAGGAGAGGGACAAGCUGCAGGAGGGGCUGCUGCAUCUGGUGCAGGAGGAGGGCCAGAAGGAGAGAGAGUUUGAAAUCCUAUCAUCUAUGCUGAACCAAUGAUGAGUUAUUAGGAGACAAGUGAGGCGAGACUGGCCCAAGUGCUGUUGUGUGCGCUAAAGAAAGAAGGGAGAUAACUCUGACAGUCCUCUAUCUCCCAGAUAGCCAUAGUCUGUCAUGAUGAAAUGGAGAAAUUCACUAACAAGCUGCAAUCACAGUCCUGUCACUUGCAGGAGAAGUAAUGUCCAGUGUUCCUUGAUAUGGGUGUGAGGAAAAUCUUCUUAACCAAGAGUUGCAUAGACUAGUUGUACCCUGAUCCUGGUUCCACUUCCCUGUGUGGAUUCUGGUUGAGAAUCGGUCCCCAGCAACCUAUGUUAUACCAAGAGGAGAUCAAAUUGAUUGGAUGAUCAGACUUGGUGCUUUGGUUUAUCGUGUGUCAUCGUACCUGACGACAUGGAUCGUUGCUCAUAGCAUCAAUCGCUGGAUUGUCUGGUUGAAAUUAUUUACACGCUGCUGUCAUAUGGGAAAUUGCAGAUAAGUGCAGCGUUAAACAACAAAGAAGCAGGUUAGAGUUACCACAUUGGUACAAUGUAUGAAUCCUAGAAAAAGUAGUGCAAGGUUUUUUCACCUUAUAUCUGCCGGUGUAGGAACAUUCGUGACCAACUCGUGUUAUUCCGGGACAAGCCGAAUAGCAACUUGUGCCCCCCUCAUGGACAUUUUUGCGACCGGGCUCCGUCUUAGCACAGACAGGCAUACCUAAAACAAUUGUCAACACGUUGUGUAAUGGUUCACAUAUAUUUCCCCAUAUAUUUUAUAUAUUUCAGAUGCAAUUUAAAGCA
This is a messenger RNA of Haliotis rufescens (red abalone), 1851 nucleotides long. RefSeq names its product transcription initiation factor TFIID subunit 7-like. The transcript is spliced from 10 exons. Gene Ontology annotation, cellular component: transcription factor TFIID complex. Gene Ontology annotation, molecular function: RNA polymerase II general transcription initiation factor activity. The record is from RefSeq and is a predicted model, not a curated record. Gene Ontology annotation, biological process: transcription initiation at RNA polymerase II promoter; RNA polymerase II preinitiation complex assembly. NCBI's taxonomy places the organism in Eukaryota, Metazoa, Mollusca, Gastropoda, Lepetellida, Haliotidae. Bases 32 to 1075 code for a protein of 347 amino acids.